This is a messenger RNA of Teleopsis dalmanni, 1825 nucleotides long. It is a transcript of the gene Hrb27C, whose product is annotated as heterogeneous nuclear ribonucleoprotein 27C. Gene Ontology annotation, molecular function: RNA binding. The transcript has 3 exons. The record is from RefSeq and is a predicted model, not a curated record. Bases 536 to 1804 code for a protein of 422 amino acids. Lineage: Eukaryota; Metazoa; Arthropoda; Insecta; Diptera; Diopsidae.
CUUCUCGAAAUCAUUUUUAUCAUGGUUAAGUUAGGUUAUAUCGUAUGCAUCAAAUCAUACAAUUAUUUAUAGGCUAGUUUUUUAAGGAAAUACCUAAAUUUAGUGAUUUUGCAGUGCGAAAACUUUAAUAAUCUGUCGGACGAACACUUGGUGAAAGCGUCUUCUUUUUCUUUCUUUUUCAUUUCAAUCCUUUUCGACGUUCGUUGUCGGCGUUAUUUAUAUUUAGAAAGUUACGUGUAGACGUCGUGGCUUAAGUUUUCAUUGCAAAUACGCUGAAAUAUCGUGGACAAUUUGAGCAGAAAGGCUCAUUUACAUAUUAAAAUAAGUCUAUACCUGCUUUUAAAAAUUUAGUAGAACUAAACCAUCUUUAUAAUCUUAAUUGAAAUAAGCAUAGAAAUACUGAUAGCACCUGCAGAAAAUAAGCAAACGUCAACUAGGCAACAAGGAGAACACACGACUCUUCUGUUUGCUCUAAGAGGUUAUCUUGCUAAAUAUUAUCAAAAUUACUGCAAUUAAGAAGAGCCCGCAAAAAAUUAUGGAGGAGGACGAGAGGGGCAAGUUGUUUGUUGGUGGUUUAUCAUGGGAGACAACACAGGAGAAUUUGUCGAGCUAUUUUUGCCGCUUUGGAAAAAUAAUUGAUUGCGUUGUUAUGAAAAACAAUGAAAGCGGACGUUCCCGCGGUUUUGGUUUUGUGACUUUUGCAGAUCCGAACAACGUCGUCCAGGUGCUACAAAGUGGACCACACACACUUGAUGGUCGUACGAUCGAUCCGAAACCAUGCAAUCCACGCACUCUUCAAAAACCAAAAAAGGGUGGUGGUUAUAAGGUAUUCCUUGGUGGAUUACCAUCAAAUGUAACGGAAACUGAUUUACGCACGUUUUUUGGACGAUACGGUAAAGUAACUGAAGUAGUUAUUAUGUACGAUCAAGAAAAGAAGAAAUCACGCGGUUUUGGAUUUUUGUCGUUUGAAGAAGAAUCAUCGGUGGAACAUGUUACCAAUGAGCGAUAUAUUAAUCUUAACGGCAAACAAGUAGAAAUUAAGAAAGCAGAACCACGUGACGGGUCUAGCGGCCAAAAUGCUAAUAAUAGUGCUGUAGGUGGAGCUUAUGGUAAGCUAGGUAACGAAUGCAGUCAUUGGGGUCCACACCAUGGACCUAUAAAUAUGAUGCAAGGUCAGAAUGGUCAAAUGGGUGGCCCUCCACUUAAUAUGCCUAUUGGUGCACCAAACAUGAUGCCUGGUUAUCAAGGUUGGGGUACCUCACCACAACAACAGGGUUACGGAUAUGGUAAUAGUGGUCCUGGGUCUUACCAAGGUUGGGGUGCUCCACCAGGUCCACAAGGUCCACCGCCACAAUGGUCCAAUUAUGCUGGUCCACAACAAACUCAAGGUUAUGGCGGUUAUGAUAUGUAUAACUCGACUUCAACUGGUGGUCCUUCUGGCCCAUCAGGCGGUGGCAGCUGGAAUUCAUGGAACAUGCCACCAAAUUCUGCUGGCCCAACUGGUGCACCAGGCGCUGGUGCCGGUACCGCCACUGAUAUGUAUUCGCGGGCCCAAACUUGGGCUGCCGGCGGCCCCUCGACCACAGGUCCAGUUGGUAAUAUACAACGUACUGGCCCUGGUAAUUCAGCUUCGAAAUCGGGCUCCGAAUAUGAUUAUGGCGGUUACGGUUCUGGUUAUGACUAUGAUUAUAGUAAUUAUGCAAAGCAGGAUGCAGGAGCAUCUAAUUACGGCGCUGGACCACGAUCUGCGUAUGGCAAUGACAGCUCAACACAGCCACCUUACGCUGCUUCGCAGGCCGUCUAAGACGUCUACUAUAAACAUAAG